Molecule: messenger RNA, 2109 nt
Organism: Polychytrium aggregatum
Lineage: Eukaryota; Fungi; Chytridiomycota; Chytridiomycetes; Polychytriales
Product: ribonuclease III domain-containing protein
Exons: 2
Coding region: 1-2109 (702 amino acids)
Biological process (GO): RNA processing
Molecular function (GO): ribonuclease III activity; protein binding; RNA binding
Source: RefSeq, a predicted model, not a curated record
AUGAUUUCCAGCACGUAUGUCGCUCCUGCUGCCGCCUCUGGACUUACCACGCCGAUAGCGGCUUCAGACCAGGACAUCUAUCCUGCCAAAAUCCCGUCCUGUCUGGGAGCAUCACGGCCCUGGUCUGGUGUCGAGCAAAUCUGGAUUGCAUCAAUCGCCGAGCUCGCAACCGACUCUCGAUUUGAGCACUGCCCUUUGGUCUUUGUGACUCGCGGACAGAUCCCGCAGACCAUCGACCUCAGCCUCCUCGUCAACGGCUGCCCGCAUAUCGUGCGCAUCUCGCCGGCAGAUCGCCCCAUCACCGUCAGGCCCGAAGACACCCGCAUCAUCCAGCGGUUCCAUUUCCGGCUGCUCUACCAUGCCUUGCGAAAGACAAAGGACGCCAUCCAAGAGGACGACGACUUUGCCUUCCUAUUCGCUCCGGCUGUCCACAACCCAGUCUCGGGCGAGGUCGACAUCGACUGGCUGGAACUCGAGCGCUCGUUCGACUUUGAUCCUGCCUCGUUCAGCGUGCGCACGGCGAUAGAGAACAACGACCCACUGCUCAGCGAGUGUGUCCUCGUCGACCGCUACUACGAUCGGCACAAGAAUCGCAUCUAUCUCAUCCAAAAGAUCGAGCACGAUCUGUCGCCUUUCAAGCCGACAUCGCUUGCCGACCCCACCAUGAGCACGGCAAAACACUACCUCGAGCGCUUCCACGCCAAGGACGAAAUCGAUCCCAACCAGCCUCUGGUCAGAGUGCUUCGGCUCGAUAGGAUCUACCGAGAUAACCGCCCACAGCCGCUCUCGCCCAUCUCCUUUCUGAUCCCCCAGUUCUGCGCGAUCCUGCCGAUCAAGAAGCAGCACCUCGUCUACGCCCUGAAGCUGCCGAUGCUGAUGCUCGAGCUAUACCACCAACUCAACACCCUGGAGAUCUGCUCGGUCCUGCAGCUGCCGAUGGCGACUGUCAGCCGCGUUCAGACGGCUCUGACGGGCACGCAAGCGCAUCGGCCGUGGAGUUACGAGCGGUUGGAGACCCUUGGCGACAGCUUCCUCAAAGUGUACCUUGCCGUGCACUUUUUCUCAACGACGCCGUGCGACGAGAGCUCGCUGCACCUUCUUAAGAUCCAGAUGGAGCGCAACGAAAAGCUGGCCAUCAUCGGCCGCGAGCUGGGCGUGGCAAACUACUACCUCAUCGACAGGAUGGAGCGGCAGGACUGGAAGCCACCCAUGUCCCGUGAGGUCGUCGCGAUGUCGACCAAGAUGCUGGCAGACGUUGUCGAGGCUCUGAUCGGAUCGCAGGUUGUGUACGACUGGAGGGCGGCUGUCCGGCUGCUCAGCUCGCUCUACGGCUCGAUGUUCCGGCCAAGCUUUGCCGAGUAUGUGCUGCAAUGGGCACAGAUCCGCGAGGAGGUCCUGACGAAGAAGAAGAAAAAGCACAUUGUCGUGACCGAGGAUCGGCGGCAAGCGCUCUCGAAAAUCGAAGACAUGAUCCACUACCGCUUCACGGAUUUACGCCUUUUGUCCGAGGCGCUUACACACUCGGGCUCGAACAUGUGGCAGGCUGCGCGGAAUCCGUUGAGCUUCUCGGCCGGACGGAGCAGCGCUGCUGCCUCGUAUGAGCGGCUCGAAUUUAUCGUAACUCGGUUUCUGUACGCCCGCGAUCCGCCUUUGACACCGCACCAUCUGACCGACAUGCGAUCCGAGUUCAUCAGCAACCAGUUCCUUUCGUGCGUCGCCAUCGCACUGGAUCUGCACAACGUCAUCUCCAACGCAAGCGCGGGUCUCUGGGACUCGCUCGUCGAGUUUGACGGGCUGUUCAAGGCCCAGCUCGAACACUAUCCCAGCAACCCAGGCUUCUGGAAGGCGUUGCCCAAGGCACCCAAAGUCUUUGGUGAUCUGUACGAAGCCAUGCUCGGUGCCGUCUUUGUCGACUCGGGCUUUGACAUCGACUUGGUUUGGGGCAUUGUGAGACGGACCCUGAUUUGCCCGUGGUGGGACUCGGCCGCACGGUCGCUCGGCCCUUCGAACAUGAUCGAGGUCGGAUGCUUGCAUCCCACGCAGAAGCUGUACUGGUGCAUCGAGGAGCAACUUGGGUGCCAACGGGGACUGGAGUUUAGGUUUGUUUGA